Messenger RNA from Rotaria sordida, 858 nucleotides. The record is from the annotation of a GenBank genome assembly. NCBI's taxonomy places the organism in Eukaryota, Metazoa, Rotifera, Eurotatoria, Philodinida, Philodinidae.
AUGCAUCAACGAUGGAAAUUUUCAAUAAAACCAAAUGUUCAUAGCAGUUCCAAAUCAGCGGAUAUAGAUACAUCAGGUAUAUCAAUUGCAUUUCAAUUUUGGUCACUUCUUAUUGUCGGAAUAUUAUCUUUAAUUUGUUCAUUAUUUGUUUUUUAUCGAUAUCUAUCAAAUCAUACACGACUUUAUGCAUUACAUAAUCAUUUUAUUCUUUUAUUAAUGAUGACAAAUAUAAUACUUAUUCUUACAGAUUUUUCAUGGAUGUUGGAUAGUCUUCGUCAAUCAGGACGUGCUCUAUCAGCUACAUCACCAUUUUCUAUGAUCUGGUGGACUGUUGAUUUUAGUUUAUACAAUACUCAAACACUUAUACUUGCUUGGGCAUCAAUCGAACGUCAUAUUCUUAUAUUUCAUAGUAAAAUGAUUUCAACGCGCAAACAAAAAUUUUAUUAUCAUUAUCUUUCAUACACAAUAUUAAUUAUUUACUUAUUUACUUUUUAUAUCGGUGUUAUUUUUUUACCACCAUGUAAAAACGAAUUUAAUUUUAAUGCUGUUGAAUGUGGAUUAAAUCCUUGUUAUUUAAGUAUACAAUUUCUUGUUUUAUGGGAUUUAAUUAUACAUAAUGCUUUACCUACGCUUAUUAUUGCUAUAUUUAGUCUUCCUUUACUUUAUCGUAUAAUUUCACAUAAAAAAACGACUUCGACAACCAAUUCAAUGGCAAAGAUAUCGACUGUUACACUUUCAUUACCAUAUGUUGCAUGUCUUAGUUAUUUACCAAAUGGUACACGACAACAUCGAAGAAUAGUUCCGAUACUUACCUUCUUACAACAUCGACGAAUCUAUACGCGAAACAUCACUAAAUGA